This is a messenger RNA of Seriola dumerili (greater amberjack), 758 nucleotides long. RefSeq names its product stonustoxin subunit beta-like. The transcript is spliced from 3 exons. Gene Ontology annotation, molecular function: protein binding. NCBI's taxonomy places the organism in Eukaryota, Metazoa, Chordata, Actinopteri, Carangiformes, Carangidae. Bases 91 to 666 code for a protein of 191 amino acids. The record is from RefSeq and is a predicted model, not a curated record.
GAGGGGGGAGGGUCGGUGAAGAACUGUGGGGAAGUGAGUUCUACUGUCUGUAGAACAGACAACAAGAGCUGAGGGCUCCAUCAACUUAAAAUGAUGGACCAUGGUGGAUCACAGUCAAUAACAUCUGGCCUGAAAAAGUAUGCCCGUGAACUCACUCUGGACCCAAACACAGCAAACAGAAAACUCAUACUGUCGGACAACAACAGAAAAGUGUCAGUGGGGAGAGAGAAGCAGCCAUACCCUGAUCAUUCAGAGAGAUUUGACUACUGGAAACAGCUGCUGUGUCAAGAAGGUCUGACUGGUCGCUGUUACUGGGAGGUGAAGUGGGAGGGACAGGUUUACAUAGCAGUGACUUACAAAGGAAUCAAAAGGAGAGGAGAGGGUGACAACUGCUGUCUUGGGAGGAAUGAUCAAUCCUGGAGUCUGAGCUGCUCUGAUAAUGGUUAUUCUAUCCUGCACAAUAACAGAAGAGCGUCCAUCCGUAGACGCCACUCUGGUAGAGUCGGGAUGUACCUGGACUGGGCUGCUGGCACACUGUCUUUCUACACCAUCUCCUCUGACAAGCUGAUCCACAUCCACACUUACCACACCACAUUCACUGAGCCGGUGUACCCUGCUAUCAGAAUUAAGACGGAACCAUUUCACUCCUCAGUGUAUUUGUGUUAGGCACGGAGAAGCUUAUUUUCCUUUUUUGUCUUUAGAUGAAAAAGCUUAAUGAUUGUUGCAACCGAGUAUUUUUAAUGUGAGAUGUGAAAAUU